This is a messenger RNA of Anopheles cruzii, 819 nucleotides long. RefSeq names its product FAU ubiquitin-like and ribosomal protein S30. NCBI's taxonomy places the organism in Eukaryota, Metazoa, Arthropoda, Insecta, Diptera, Culicidae. Bases 205 to 603 code for a protein of 132 amino acids. Gene Ontology annotation, molecular function: structural constituent of ribosome. The record is from RefSeq and is a predicted model, not a curated record. The transcript is spliced from 3 exons. Gene Ontology annotation, biological process: translation. Gene Ontology annotation, cellular component: ribosome; cytosolic small ribosomal subunit.
UUAUUUUUCCGCCUCGUUUUUGCUAACAUUUAAUAAGAAUCAUGUACGCUAGCAUUCGAUGUAGCACUGUUUUAAGCAAAAUAACUGUGGCUUGUAUUAAAUAACUGCGACAACUGAUUAAAAAUCAUCUUCAAUCAAUAUUUCAAACGAUUCAAGAUAAGGGUUUUCGUCCAUCGGCAGCUUCGGUGCUUACAAGGUUACAGGAUGCAGUUGUGCGUGCGAGGAUUGGGCACCCAUGUGCUUGAAGUCAAUUCAGAGAACAACAUUAGCGAUGUUAAGUGUAUGUUGGCUAAAGCCAACUCUAUCGACGCAGCGAUUCCAAUCAACCUCUGGUGUGAGGGUCAGUUGCUAGACGAUGAUAUUUCGGUACUGGAACUGAGUGCGAACGAACUGGAUGUGACUGUCGGUCUUCUCGGUGGUAAAGUGCACGGUUCGUUGGCUCGUGCUGGAAAAGUUAAAGGCCAAACACCUAAAGUGGAGAAGAAGGAAAAGAAAAAGAAGAAGACGGGACGUGCCAAGCGACGCAUCCAGUACAACCGACGUUUCUCUUCAGUGGUGCAAACCUACGGCAGACGACGUGGACCAAACGCCAAUUCGGCAUAAAAACCUUUCUAAUCCUCCCUUCGAUUUUUUGUUUUUUUUUGUUGAAGAUUUAUCAAAUCUGGCACACUUAUCUUUAUUUUGUCCAUCUUUCUUUAUCCUUCUAUAAAGUUUUAUAUUUUACAUUCGUUUGCAUCAACACAGAACAAGUCAAACAAGGGAUCUAUUGCCUUGACGAUUUUGCAAAAUAAAUCAACAAUAAAACAAAAACCGAUGAAA